AUGCUUCGACCCGUUGUCUCUUUCCCACAGACUUCCCUUCAGUACCAGCUGUCACUAGCCUCCUACAGGGAAGGCUUCAAUCGCCUUCUUGAUCUGCUUCCUACUCUGCGGCAGAUUCGCUAUGAGCCUUGGAGAUCCCUGGAAGGCAGGAAUUCAGUUCGCAACACUCGCAUCACAGUAGAAGGACUGCACAGAGCUACCUUCAGCCACAAUCUAGCCAAAGUCGUGGUUUUCGGUGACUUCAACGAAGACUUCGAUGAGUGCUGGCGUGCGGAUAGGCGAUGGCACCGCGUACCUAUAUCGUCAAGUCGGACAAACCCUCGCAUGGCAUCACCAGAGAUCAGACAGGCUUUUGCCCAAAUCUCUCGUCCCCUCGUCCAUCUUUCAUUGUCAUUUGCAGCAGAUGCAAGUGACUUCUUCGAAACCUGUCAGCGCAGCUGGGUUUGGACGACGCUGACCUCUCUUGCGCUCACAUCCAAUCCCUUGGCCCCAAACAAGGACCCCAAGAUAGUCAACGACAUGCUUGAGAAGACCGGCAUCGUGGCGCUAUAAAUGCCAAAACUAGACGUCAUGGAGCUGUGGGACGGCAGAAGGGGUCUCGCUUGUGUCUUCCGGUAUCAAGCCUCUAGGGAUCGCGCAGGCCACAACGCAAAAAUCACAUGGCGAAGCGCCUGGCCUCUGGAGUUGGAACCCCGUGUGUGUAAGGCCUGGGCGGCAGUGGCAGUCAAACGUGACAACCGGGAGGGAGAGUUCGACGUCGUCAAAGACCCGGAGAUCCUGAAUUUUGGGGAGGACGAGAUCAGGUCACACGGGGAUGCGAUCCAUCAUUUGCAGCUUGUGAGCGAGGGGAUCCGCCCGGUGUCGUUGUGGAAGAUCAGGUAUGAGUCGCGGUUUUUGAUUGACGGGGCCAGCAUUGGAAGAGAAGCUCCGUGUUGUUUGUUAAACUUGCCUGGGCGAAUGGUUUGAUUAUAUUGGCUGCCUGCAUGUAUCGAGUGGAUGACAAGUCCUAAAACGAGUCUUUCGGGUGCGGUGCCCAGGUCUUGGGGAUAGAAAGAUGUUCACUCAGUUUGAUAGUCCUUACUUUCUGGCAGAAUAGCACAGAUGCUUCCAAAC
Molecule: messenger RNA, 1113 nt
Organism: Podospora bellae-mahoneyi
Lineage: Eukaryota; Fungi; Ascomycota; Sordariomycetes; Sordariales; Podosporaceae
Exons: 3
Coding region: 1-552 (183 amino acids)
Source: RefSeq, a predicted model, not a curated record